Molecule: messenger RNA, 1902 nt
Organism: Caenorhabditis remanei
Lineage: Eukaryota; Metazoa; Nematoda; Chromadorea; Rhabditida; Rhabditidae
Exons: 8
Coding region: 1-1902 (633 amino acids)
Cellular component (GO): nucleolus
Molecular function (GO): ATP binding; nucleic acid binding; RNA helicase activity
Source: RefSeq, a predicted model, not a curated record
AUGUCGCCCGACGAUCCAACAAAGAAAAAGAAGAAAUCGGUGAAAUUCGCCGAGGAAGAGCCACCAAAAACCGAGGAAAAAUCGAAAAAGACGAAAAAUGGGAAGAAAAUCGAGGUUUCAGUGGAUUUGGGCGGUAAAGAUGAGAAAGAAGUGACGGGGAGAAAGAGGAAGCAACGACAGAAGAAAACUCAGGCGGAGAAAAGACAGAAACUGAUGGAAGGUUUGGUGGGUCCACAGGUGGAUAAGAUGGAUUUUGAAUCAGAGCACAAGACAUUCGCCGAUUUUGGACUCGACGAGCGGAUUUUGAAGAGCAUUGGAGAACUCGGCUGGGAGAACGCGACACAAGUUCAGGAGUCGCUGAUCUCGUUGGCGCUGGAAAACAAGAAUAUAAUGGGGCGAGCUCGCACGGGAUCCGGAAAAACUGGUGCUUUCUUGAUUCCGCUAGUCCAGAAAUUGAUCGCCGAAUCGAAAACGAACGACGGAUCGAUUGGACCGUCGGCGGUGGUCAUCGCGCCGACUAAGGAAUUGGUCACUCAGAUUUAUAAGCUUUUUGUGAAGUUGGCACAGGCGUUGCCGUUUUUACAGGCGAUUAAUCUGUGUGAUAUCAACGAGGAAGAGAACUCGGUCUGGCUGGAAGAUCAUUCGCACGUCGUCAUCUCAACACCUGGAAAAUUGCUCCGAAUGUGCUCAAUUCGUUCCGAAUAUUGUUCAUUGGUCCAAUAUUUGGUUAUGGACGAAGCCGAUUUGUUGCUGUCAUUUGGUUAUGAAGAGGAGAUGAUCAAAAUCCGCUCGAAACUUCCAUCGACAUAUCAAUGCGUAAUGACAUCUGCAACACUGAAAGACGAUAUGACAACACUGAAAAAAUUAUUCAUGACAGGACCAGUUAUCACAAUUAAACUGACAGAAGGAGAUCUUCCGAACUCGGAUCAAUUAACUCAGUAUCAAUUAACUUGUGGCUCCGACGAAGAACGAUUCGCGAUUCUCGUCGCAAUGUACAAAUUGAAAUUGAUCGUCGGUCGAUCGAUUCUUUUCGUCAAUUCUAUCGAUAGAUGCUAUAAACUUAUGCUGAUUCUCCGUGUCUUUGGACUGAAAUCGUGUAUUCUGAAUUCAGCGAUGCCCGCCAAUUCCCGAUGCCACGUCAUCAAUCAAUUCAACGAGGGCGCUUAUCAAAUUGUGAUUGCAUCGGAUGUCUCUGAUGCAGAUGGAUCGAAAUUGAAGGAUUUGGAGCCGGAAGGAACGGAGCAAAAAGAGAAGAAAUCGAAGAAAUCCGGAUCGAAAAAGUUGGAUAAAGAGUCCGGAGUGUCGAGAGGAAUUGAUUUUCAUCAUGUUUCGAAUGUUGUGAAUUUCGACUUUCCGGAGACAACCGAUGCGUAUAUUCAUCGUGUUGGAAGAACCGCCCGUGGAUUCAACAAAGGAACGGCGCUCUCAUUCUGCACUCCACAAGAACGUCCACAUUUGGAGACGAUUCAAGACGAAAUCAAUGCACAAAUGGGACGAAAAGUGCUCCAACCGUACGAAUUCCGUAUUAAAGAGUUGGAUACAUUCUUGUUGAGAACACGUGAAGCAUUGGCCAAAUGUACGAAAGGAGUCAUCAAGAAAGCCCGACUGAAGGAGAUUCGACAGGAGAUGAUGCGUUCGGCGAAUCUCCAAACAUUCUUCGCGAAAAACGAGCGUGAGAAGUUGUUAAUGCAAACGGACUGUCAUCCAGUAAUGCUGAAAAUCAACUCCCCAGCGAUCGCCGACGUCACUCCCUACAUGGUUCCAGAAGCGCUUCGUGGAAUGGAUUUCUCGGCUCCCGGCAACAAACAUCGUCGCUACAAUAUGGGACAGAAGCAUCGUCAAAAACUGAAGCACAAAUUCCAGAAGAAGGGAAAGGAUCCGUUGAAGACGUUCACCAUUUGA